Messenger RNA from Oncorhynchus kisutch (coho salmon), 1618 nucleotides. RefSeq names its product prolyl-tRNA synthetase domain containing 1 (gene prorsd1). Gene Ontology annotation, molecular function: aminoacyl-tRNA deacylase activity. The coding region runs from base 697 to 1269 and encodes 190 amino acids. Lineage: Eukaryota; Metazoa; Chordata; Actinopteri; Salmoniformes; Salmonidae. The record is from RefSeq and is a predicted model, not a curated record. The transcript has 2 exons.
CAUUUUCAUAGGGUUAUUAUUAGCAGGGCUACAAAUUUAAAUGGUAUUUUUAGGCUUGGAACAUUAUUUCAAAUAAAAUGGGCAUUGUAAAACUAUUGAUGUUUUACAAUGCGAGUUGUCACUGAAGGUUCCACGUGGCUCGUGCUUCAUUUAGCGGAGGGGCACAAGAAUCGUCAUACCCGUCCACGUAGUGGGACAAGAAAGGAAGAGAGCUGGUGACAGCACGACUGAGUUGCUCUGGGGAUUUCAGUAAAAAGUGCAAAUCAACACCCGACAUAGAACGCUACGGCAAGUUGAAAUAUUUUAAGUGUGGCGGCUGACGGCAUCUACGUUCGUGCUCUCGUUGAAAACACAUGUUUGCCGUAAACGCGGCAUUUGUGUGGUCCCCAUUGGUUUUGAACUGAUCUUGUUUUUUUAAGGUCGUAACUCUUAACUACUGCUUUGUAUUGAAGUGGUGUAUUGAUGCAAUUGUAUUCAUCACUUCAAGGAAAUAAUUUACCUAUGGGCGGCUUUUAAUUAUAUUCUAAUACAAUGGAACUUAAGAAUUGAGUCGCAACUACUGAAAAUCGCUAAUGGGUGACACGUCUAUAAACCAUGAAACACCAAAUUCUCCAUUGACUGGGUUUGUUCAUUCGUUCGCGCUUGCGCAGUUAUGUAAAUACAGGUUUGUGGAAUGAGUCGAGACUGAGGAAGUGUAUGCUACGUUGGAGUGUUCCGAUUUGUCUGAAUAGCGUUUCUUUUCUCUUCAAAUUAACAAUGGCAACACCUGAUCUCCGGACUGAGUUGGUUAAGUAUUUGGAAAGUCUGAAUAUCCAGACGGUCUGCGUAGACCAUCCACCGGUAUUCACUGUGGAAGAGAUGAUGCCUCACCUGCAAGACCUCAGUGGAGCAGUUACUAAGAACCUCUUCCUGAAAGACAAGAAGAAGAAGGGCCUGUGGCUCGUCUCUGUCCGCCAUGACCGUCCAGUCAACCUCAACGACCUGGCUAAGAAGCUAGGCUUGGGUAGCGGCAACCUCCGCUUUGCUGAGGAGGCAGCCAUGUUGGAGAAACUGAAGGUGGGCCAAGGCUGUGCCACUGCCCUGGCACUCUUCUGCGAUAAGGACCAGAGCGUCAAGGUUGUCCUGGACAGCGACCUGGUCAACGGAGGCCAUGAGCGAGUUUACUUCCAUCCCAUGACCAAUGCUGGCUCUAUGGGACUAAAGCCAGAGGAUCUCUUGAAGUUUUUAAAGGAGACAGGACAUGAACCAGUUCUUCAGAGCUUUGACUAGUAAAUACCUUGAAAUUAACAUACUUACUAUCCUGUCAGGCUGUGCUUUGGCUUGGUACAAUGAUUUAUUUAAAAGUUAUUUACCUUUGUGCCUGUACUUCGGGUUAUCAAGAAAUGUAAAAAAAAUAAAAAUAAUUGUCAAACAUUUGGGACAGAACAAGGGAUGGAGAGUCCUUGUUUUCUAUGGGCAAGAGACCAGUAGAUAGUUGGUUAUAUCAUGUACAUGGUUGAAAGACAAUGUAGUAGUGAUUUAUGGCGUUUGCAUUGUAUCUCCAUCUGCGAGAUCUAGUCAUUUACACUGUUUUGAUACUAAAUACUGCAGUGUAAUAAAGCAGAUGAUGAAACAUUGA